CGCAUGCGUAGAACGCGGUGGGAAGGCCGGUAGUAUACGGGAGAGGGGGGAGGAGCCGGAGUCGCGCUGGUUUCCUGGAGGCGUCGUAAACUUGACGGUUUUUAAAUCGCGCUUGGUCGAGAUGGACGCCCGCGCGCGUGCGAAGCGCUACGAGAAGUUGGCCUUCCUGGGCGAAGGGCAGGUAAGCCGGACUCGGCUGAGGGGAGGGGUAACGGCCGGCAGCAGCAGCUUCCGUAGGGCUCCGGUGGAGGCGAAGGAGAGGCACCGCCUGAGGGAGUUUUCAGGGUUAGCCGGGGCGGGAGCUGCGGACGCCCCUCGUUGCUCCCUCCGGAUAACGGCGUCGCCUUCAAUGCCUCCCAGUUAAGCCGUCACCUGCGCAGAGUUCACCUUUUUUGAGAUCGACGACACGCAAACUUUCGCUCUUUGAUAAUAAUAAAACAGUAUUUCCACCCCAACCCCACUUGCCCUUCGCCAUAAAGGCCCCAGAGGACAGUGAUGCAGUUAAAAAUACUGUAGUGAAACCGAUGUCUAACGCAGCGCCCAAAAUACAGCUUAAAUAGGAAAAUAAAGGUCUCGGCUAUCAAAGGCCAGGUGCAGUUUCAGCAUAAAAUGAAAGGUGCAUUAAGCACCUCUGCAGAGGGGAGGAAAUUCCACAGUUUGGGGGCAGUCACGGAGAAUCCCCUCUCCAGGGCUGCAAAAAAGCUUGAGAGCAGAGAAACUAUGAAAAGCCGCCCCCUCUCCCUCUUAAUAUAUAAAGUUGCAAGUCUUAACUCCACUUACCUGGGAAUAAGCCCCAUUUAAUUCAAGAGGGGUUACUUGUGAGUAUGUGAUGUGGGUGGCGCUGUGGGUUAAACCACAGAGCCUAGGACUUGCCGAUCAGAAGGUCGGCGGUUCAAAUCCCCGCGACGGGGUGAGCUCCCGUCGCUUGGACCCUGCUCCUGCCCACCUAGCAGUUCGAAAGCACGUCAAAGUGCAAGUAGAUAAAUAGGUACCGCUCCGGUGGGAAGGUAAACGGCGUUUCCGUGCGCUGCUCUGGUUCGCCAGAAGCGGCUUAGUCAUGCUGGCCACAUGACCCAGAAGCUGUACGCCGGCUCCCUUGGCCAAUAAAGCGAGAUGAGCGCCACAACCCCAGAGUCGAUCACGACUGGACCUAAUGGUCAGGGGUCCCUUUACCUUUAACUUUACUUGUGAGUAUACAUGGCUAGGGUAGUGCCAUAGGUGUAUUUGUGUUAUAGGUUGUAGAAAGCAUCUGUAGAUAGGCAGUAGGCAUCUUUUUUAGAUACUUGAAGGUUGUUUGCUCAUUCCAGUUUCCCAGGUUUGUAUUUCAGAAACCUAAAGCACCUGCUUGACUGGAGACAGCACUCAUUCGAAAGAAAAAUAUCUGUUCCACGAGAAGCCUCUGUCAAAGCAUUUUCAAUGUGGGGGUCAAUGGCUUAGCACCUAGAAAUAUUGGCUGUUCACAAAAAAAUAAAGGAAUGGGUAGUUGACUGACUGCUCCCAAAAUUGACUUUGAUCUGUACUUUGAUGUCAUGAAGGCUUAGGGCAGCAGCAAAACGACCUGUUAAAAAGAACCUGCUAGGUAUGUUUGUGUAAGCAGUUUGUUGCUCUGAUCAAAUCUACUUACAGCCAGACCUUUUUCUCAUCCAGCUUUGGACAGAGAAAAGUGUUUUCCUAGCCACCCAAUUGUUAUCCAGUGGUCAAACCUGACUUACAACGGAGAAUAAAUUUUCAUACUUUAGCCAGAAAAUAGCAUAUGUCUGCUGUAUUACUGAUAUCUCUGUUUAAGGCUGUUGCUUGACCAUCUGGUUAGUAAACUUUUCCAAAAUGGAGUUUGAAGGUUGGUGACUAGAGAAACAGUGGACUAGAGAAACAGCAUUUUGCAGCUAGCUGGAGCGAGAAGGUAAUGAUGGGGAGAGAGACUCAAAAGUAGUGUCUGGUUUUUUUGGGGGGUGCUGAUGUUACAGGCUGCUGGAGCUGGCUGUCUAGGUCCUGCCUGCUGCUCUAUAUACAAAAUUAUAUUUGAAAUUAAAUUGGGACAUCAAACCCUGUAGUACAGCCACUGAACUUCCUUCUUAAUAGGGAUAUAACAAUGUAAUGCUUUCCUGCUUCGUAGAAAGCCUUCCAGUAUACGACAUGUUCAUUAUGUGGGUAGAUUGUCAUAUGUGACAUUCUUACAUAUGGAAUUCUCACAUUUAUGUACUUUGAGGUUUAUACUGAUGUUUGAAACAGCUUUGAUGGGGAUUGGACCAGAUGACCCUUGUGGUCCUUCCAAAUCUAGAAUUCUAGGAUUCUGUAAUUAUGCUGUAUCUCUGGAAGUUUAUCAAUUACCGGUAAUUUCCCUUAAUUGCUAGGACAUUAGAGGAAAGACAUAGCAUUUAAUGAGUUAAAGGUGUUCAACUUCAUUUAACAUUUUUACUGUUUUUAUUGUGAUCAUUUGUAUUUAUUAUAGCACACCUCAAGAUAUUUUAUAGAAAAGAAGACUAAAUACUUUCUAAACAAAAACAAGGGUGCCGCAAUAUAAUUAGAAAACUGAUUUUUAAGAUGUGCUCUUUUUCUCUUUAGUUUGCUACAGUUUAUAAAGCGAGAGACAAGAAUACAAAUCAAAUUGUUGCUAUUAAAAAGGUGAGUUAGCUUUAUUAACCUGACAGCAUACCCAAACCAUGAUUUGUGCUGACCAUAACUUGGAAUCCUAGCCACAUUGAUGAGAUUUUUAUUUAUUUAUUAAGCAACUCAUAAAUUGUUCAUUGAUAUAUUCAGUUGCAUUAACCAGGGCUGGUCUGCCCAUGAGGCUAACUGAGGCAGCCACCACAGGCAGUGGAAUCCUAAGCAGUAAUGUCCCUGCAGGUGCUUCGCUUACCCCUGCUGCCACUGGAGAAACAAGAAGGUGCAGCAGCAGCUUCCAGUGAAAUCUCACAAAAUUAUUGUGAGCUCUUGUUGCCACUGCUUCUCUUCACCACUCCAGGUAGUGGUGGGCAGCCUGCCUACUGCCACUGGAGAAGUAAGGAGAAACAGCUUCAGCUUCUGGGUUCUGACCAUGCAUUUUGUCUGACCAUGUUUUAUGUAAUUGUGCAGAGCUUUAGUAACCUAGAGCAAGUAAAAGCUGCAGUCUAAGCACACUUAAAUAAACCUCUCCAGAAAUUACUUCCAAGUAAAAAUACAUAGUCUGAGCUGUCAGUCAGUUUAGAUACUUAUAGAACAAUAGACUGUAGCCUUUGCCCUGCCUUUGGCAAUGAGAAAUAUUGUCUUAAUUAAACCAUUUUCUUAUUUUAGAUCAAACUUGGGCAUAGAUCAGAAGCUAAAGAUGGUAAGUUUUUGAAAUACACAUAUAUAAAUGAACUAUUUUGUAUAUGCUAGAAUAUUGCUACCAUGGGACGCGGGUGGCGCUGUGGGUAAAACCUCAGUGCCUAGGGCUUGCCUAUCGCAUGGUCGGCGGUUCGAAUCCCCGCGGCGGGGUGAGCUCCCAUCUUUCGGUCCCAGCUCCUGCCCAUCUAGCAGUUCGAAAGCACGCUUAAGUGCAAGUAGAUAAAUAGGUACCGCUUUAUAGCGGGAAGGUAAACAGCGUUUCUGUGUGCUGCGCUGGUGCUGGCUCGCCAGAGCAGCUUCGUCACGCUGGCCACGUGACCCGGAAGUGUCUCUGGACAGCGCUGGCCCCCGGCCUCUUAAGUGAGAUGGGCGCACAACCCUAGAGUCGGACACGACUGGCCCGUACGGGCAGGGGUACCUUUACCUUUAUUGCUACCAUGCUGGUAAAUGACUUGCUGUUCUUUUCAAUUUUGAGUGGAAGAGAUAACAAAUGAGACCCAUGUAAUUCUUUGUUUUGAAGUAGACCAGUGGCAUAAUAUCCAUACUCCACUGGUCCUUUGGUGAUUUAGAUAGAAAACAUUCACAUUUUUCCCUUUAGUGUUCUUGUUUUAUUUUUAUCCGUGGACAUAAUUUUAAGCAGUGACAUGAUUUUUCUAGAAAAUUUUGAAUUGAAAAAAAUUCUGAUAUCCUAGUGAGUGAUCUAAUUUAACAUGCUUAUUUUACCUGUUAGUCAACAGAUAUAAAGAAAAAGAAGAAAAACUGCCAAGCUUGCCUAAUACUACAUUUGUAAUUGGCAUCUGUUCAUUGUUUCUAAUGAACUUAUGAAGUGGAAUUUUUUCAACGUAAAAUUAAAGCCCUGGAAAUUUUCCUGUUCUGUAUCACUGAUUUCAAGUAGAAUGUACUUCUUUAUGUGAAUUGUGCAUUCCAUCAGUUAAGCAAGCUUAUAUUCAGUUUAAUUUAUUAUUUAUAUUCUGUCCUUUUAUUAAAAUAACAACUAAAGUAGUUUACAAUUAAAAUAUUUAGUUAUUUGUUUAAUUUAUAGUUUAUCCUUCCUCCCAAGAGAGCCCAGUAUAGUAAAAUAGUACAUCAUUACAAGAACAGAGUAACCUCAAUAUAAAAUAUCAUUUGUAAAAACUUUUAGAUACCAGUGCUAAGAUUUCAUGUAGGGCAUCUUGGAAACAUGUUACUGUUUAAAAGCUAGCCUAUUUUUUUAAGUGUUUACAGUCAUUUGAUAAACAAGAAGAGAAUGGCAAUGCCAAGAGAUAGUUCCACAGUCACAGCACUACUGCUGAAAAGGCCCUUUCUCUUCUUCACAUCCACCUGAUUUCAUGUAUGGAUGGAGCAGAAAGUGGUUUCCAGGAGUUAUUUCAGAGGCUGGACAGUUUCACAUGUGAGCAGGCGAGUUCUAAAAUAACCUGGUACCAAGCUGUUUAGAACUUCCAUGGUGACUACCAGCACUUUAAAUUGAGCCUGUAAGUAAAUGUUGAAAUGAAAUAAGAUUGGAACAUGACUACAAUCUCCACAUGGCAGACAGUAGUCUAGCAGCAGCAUUCUACACUAGUCCAAGUCUCUAGACAUUGUUUAAAGGCAGCCCCAUGUAGAGAACAUUGAAGUAGUCCUGCCUAGUAGUAAGUAGGGCAUCGAUAACAGAAGCUUAGUUCCAUCUUUUCAGGAAGAGUUGCAUCUGGCAAAUCAACUGCUUCUAGCAAGGCAGUCCUCUUCAUUCCUACCACCUGCAUAUCCAAGGAAAUCAAGGGACCAAGGCAUACCCCAACCCACACAUUGGAAAACAAUCUCUUUAGACAUACUAAACUGUUAGAGCACACUAAAUUGUUUGGGUGAUGCUGGGCAACAUAGUGAAGAACAGUGACUAAAAUACCUUGGACCUGAUCCAGUGUAAGUUCUUGCUUAUCUAUUGUUGAAGCAAGAAAGAUGUGAAUUAGCUCUCCUUUUGCCCAUGCCAUUGCUUUCCUCCCUAGUAUAGAAACACUGACAUUUGAGGGAAAGUUUUAUGACAUCUGAAAAAGUACCUCUAUCUAGUUUUAGCUACAACAAACUGAGCGUCGUCUUCAUUCAGGAUGUGAGGGAAUGGGAAUUACAUUGAUCUGAAAUACUUUCAUUGCCUAGAAUAUUUGAAGUUGUGUUCUGCAGCUUGAUUCUUAUCAGAAAUAUUCACCAAUUUGAAAUAAAAUAGUAGCAGUCUCUUGUCCACAAAAUGUUAUGCUCAGUCUUCAUGAACAUUAUUCCCAGAGUACAGAGACCUGCUCACCUGAACUAGGUGACUUCAGGAUUUGAAUCUCUAACCUCAUAGGCAUAAAACUAGCAGGUAUGUGGCGUAAAUAAUUGUGGCAAAAGUACCAAUCCCUGUUCCCUCUCACCCAGGAUUACUUUGAGCCACUAGUACCACCAAAUUCAUACACUGCUGAGGGUGUACAGUUCUAUUGUUUUCGUCAUGAUUCUUAUUUCAAUUCAGGUAUAAACAGAACAGCCCUUAGAGAAAUAAAGCUACUGCAGGAGCUUAGCCAUCCAAAUAUUAUAGGGGUAAGUACAAAGUGCUGCUUGAAAGGAAUAUUUCUGUAUUAACAAUAUUUAAAUACUAUCCAAUAACAAAGUCCUCUGGUUGGUUUAUAAUAACAGUGAAACAAAACAAUAACUAAUAAAAGUGAAGCAGAGAAUAAAAUCAGUAUAACAAACUCUCAGCAACACCCAGAUAUGAUACAUACAUAGAUGAGAGUUUAAAGGGCCUUGGAAAAGAAGUGUUUAAAUUUGAGGCCCUCUUUAUACCUGAGACCCAGGUCAAAUUCCCCUUCGAACUUCCCUCUGAUUGGCCAUGCCUAAAAGUGAAGACUCAUAAACUAUCCUUUUUCCAGGCAUUAGGAGUUUCUGUUGCUAUGCAAGACAACACAAAAAUGUGCCAGAUUCAAGAAGUACUGAAAACUGGCUGCAAGGGAAGAGUCAGGAGCACACUUCUGAUUUUUCUUCCUUUUCAGGAUUGGGUUGAAGUUUCAAGACAUGGCUUGAACUUUUCUGAGCAUGGUAUCAUAGGACUUCAGGCCUGGAAAAGAUGGGUGUGGUUUGCCCCAAAACAGCCUGGCAGGCCUAGUUAAGGAAAUUAAAAGGGUGGCGAGACUCAGUCACUCUGCAUUGCCUGGAGUGCUGUAAGCCUGCCAGGGCACAUUAGAGAGGAUACCUUGACCAGUGUGCACACACACAUUGGAUUAAGGACAUACUAUCACAUCAAUAAUUUGAGUGUAUUUCUCUUCCAGCUUCUUGAUGCAUUUGGACACAAAUCUAACAUUAGUCUAGUAUUUGAUUUUAUGGAAACUGAUCUAGAGGUAAGAUUGCCAUUAACUGGCUACUGACUUAAUUUUGUGGCCGAUGAAUAAGCUUUUGCUUUGUUUAUAUAUUGAAACCAAAAGUCCUGGGGGAAAGUUAUAAGAGUUGGAGAAGAGACAUGGAGGAAGGGGGUGGUAGAGGAGAACAACAGAGAAGGCAGAACAGUAUGCCUCUUCUUUGCAUCUGUUUUUAGACUGUAAGCCCCUUGGGGUUGGGAUCAUCUCUCAUUCUUUCCAAAGAGUUGUGCAGAUAGGUGGCGCUGUAUCAAUACUUUUUAACAUAAGCAGAAUAACAGGUUUUAUGCAUAAAUAACUCAUGGUAGGUUUUGUGUAUCUGCUAGAGAAAGCAGGCAUACACACAUUUUCAGCAGCUAAAGAGUAAUACAGACUUCAUUUGAAGGGAAAUAAUUGUAAUUGCUUAGGAUGCCGCCCACUUAAAGGAAUUCUCAUUACUAGUGAGAAAACAUAAGAAUAUUAGAUACAAAGUUCACAGAGAAUUUGGACAAUUUGGUCAGAGUUCAGAACAGGAAGUUGCUGUAAUCAAUAUUUUAUUUAUAUAGGUCUAACAAUGUAGAUAGUGAAAAUACUGAAAGUGAGGGCAUUACCAAUUAUGAUAAUCAAUUCUAUAGCAUUUCUGGGUCAGAGAGAGUGAUUUAUCUAAGGCUUGCUAGUUGAUGUUUUGUUAUUGGGGACAUUGUGUACCCCAACAGAUAUAUCUGUGUAAUUUUUCUGGUGUUUUUUUAAAGUAUUAAGCUUCUGCAAUUUGUAAAAUGCAAUAUAUUUUUUACAGGUUAUAAUAAAGGAUACUAGUCUUGUGUUGACACCUUCUCACAUCAAAGCAUACAUGCUGAUGACACUUCAAGGUUUAGAAUAUUUACAUGAACACUGGAUCCUUCAUAGGGUAAGGAACUCUAGGAACAAAAAGAACAGCCUUUAAGACAAUGAGAAAUGGCUCCCAUUAAGGUGUUUGAGAUGGAAAUGUGAUUCUCCAUGUAAAUUAUCUCAGUCUUAACAUCAACAACAACAAAAUGUUUCUUGGUCUCUUUUUAAUGCCCCAGAAUCUGAGGUUUCAAACUGGUAUAUAAAAAAAGACAGAAUUAAAUAGUUGGGAUAUUUUAUCUUUUAAUAGUUAUCGGCAAUUUGCGUGCAACAUUUUUAAAAAAAUGAAUCCAACUUCCAAAGCCCUGCUGAUUCUCAGAGGCACAAAUGGAUGUAAAUGGCAUAGUCUAAUUUACUAUAGUUUGAUCAGCUAUUGUAGUUUCUAUCUAGUGCCUCAGUUCUAUGCAAUCCUAUUGUCACUGCUUUCAGAAGCAUAUUUCUGGUUAAGGUGAACCUUUGAUCACAAAGCAAAAUAUUUAAGUAUUCUCAGCGAUUGCAUAUUCAUGUGUUUCCCCUUUAAGGAUCUUAAACCAAAUAACCUGUUGCUAGAUGAAAAUGGAGUUUUGAAACUGGCUGACUUUGGUUUGGCAAAAUCUUUUGGAAGUCCUAACAGAGUUUACACACACCAAGUAGUAACAAGGUAAGAGAGAGAUCCCUCAAGGAACACAUCUGGCCUAUUGGUAUGACAGUUUCAUCUGCUUGCCCAAUCACUAUGUGUACAUGAAGAUAGGAACUUGAAUAAGACUGCCAGUGUGUUGCAGAGUUUGGAGUAUCAUAUGAGGACUGGAAUACCCUGGUUCAAAAACCACACUCUGUGUCAUGAAGCUCAGUUAUUCUAGGCCCAGGGGUCAGCAAACUUUUUCAGCAGGGGGCCAGUCCACUGUCCCUCAGACCUUGUGGGGAGCCGGACUAUAUUUUUGGGGGGGGGGGGGAUGAACAAAUUCCUAUGCACCACAAAUAACCCAGAGAUGCAUUUCUUACACAUUCUACUCAUGUAAAAAAAAACGCUGAUUCCUGGACCGUCCGCGGGCCAGAUUUAGAAUGCGAUUAGGCCGGAUCCGGCCCCCAGGCCUUAGUUUGCCUACCCAUGUUUAGGCCAGCAAGAUAGGUUAAGUAAUCCUACCUAACCUAUCUCACAGGUGUGUUGUGAGGACAAAGUGGGGAGGGCCAUGUACAGCCCCUUCAAAUAUUAAUUGCAUCCACUUUUGAAUGCCAGUAAAUUGUGCAGUACUAACUUAAACACCUAUUUUGUCACCUUUGUUGGAGAGAAAAAAGAUUAGAUUUGCACCAUUUUCUUACAGAAAGAACAAGAUAAGAUGUAAAUCUUUAGGCACAAAAUAGCUGAGUGUUUGUACUGAAGGUACUGUGCACUUCUCAUAAAUGGAGGAGGGAAUGCAGCAUGUCUUAAUUUGUUUUUCAGGUGGUAUCGAGCUCCUGAGCUACUGUUUGGUGCUAGAAUGUAUGGUGUAGGCGUGGAUAUGUGGGCAGUGGGCUGCAUAUUGGCUGAAUUGCUUCUAAGGGUAAGCUCUCAGUACAGCUGUCAAAUGAAAUUUUCUUCUGCUCUUGCGCAAAUGGUUUAUCUUCUGGCACGUUUACAUGUGGGAGGAGUGCUGGAAAUGCAAUCUUUGUUCUGGGAACCCUCAUGUUUGCUUUAAACUGAUCCAAUGCCAUUUGCUUACCAGAAAAGUUCAAAGAUUUUAGGGCUGAAUUUCUUUUUUGUAGGAGUUCAGAACAAACCAAUCUUGAAGCCACUGUAUUCAUCUUUCUAUAGGUUCCGUUUUUGCCAGGAGACUCUGACCUGGAUCAACUCACAAAGAUAUUUGAAACCUUGGGUACUCCAACAGAGGAGCAGUGGCCUGUAAGUUUUUGAGUUAACUACCUUGUAACAAAAGCUGGCAGGGAGAAUUGAUGGAAACUUGAUUGUUUUGACUUGCUUGCCUGUUUGACUACCUUUAUACUUAAUGUGUGUUUACAGGUGAGAGGACCAUUAAUGACUUUUAACUAUUCAUUAUGUGGGUGCUGACUUCUCUGUGCUAUAUUUCUUUCUCUCCCCCCCCCCCUCAAUAGGGUAUGACCAAUCUUCCAGAUUAUGUGACUUUUAAAAGUUUCCCUGGAAUGCCACUUCAUCACAUCUUCAGUGCUGCUGGUGAUGAUUUGCUAGAACUGCUGCAAGGCUUAUUUACAUUUAAUCCUUCUACUAGGGUCACAGCUACUCAGGUAUUUAAAUUUAAAUUUCCACCCAUUAGCUUAAAACUGUUACUGUCAGUAUUUAGUAAAAAUAAGUUCUGCAUAAGUCUCAAGCAGAAUUGCUUUAUUUAAUGGAGUGUAUAGUUCUUCCAGGGGCACCUCCACAGAUUUUUAUUGUGAUAUUUUAGCAGUGAGUUCCUAAACAGGUUUGUAUCUAGACAACCAUUUCAGCUCUGUUUCUGAUGUCAACUGAUCUUUCAAUUUGUGUUCUGAUACCUGCUUCAUGAAGUAGAAAAAUGGAUUACAGCAUUUGAGAUGAAAAAUGCACCUGUCAGAGGACUGCUCUGAAAGUCUGAAUUCAGACAGGGAUGCUCACCAAAUAGCUUUACCCAGUUUGAGGGGAAGAGAAGAGCCACCCUUGGCAUUUGACCAGUGCCACCAAUCCCAUUGCUCUUGUAACAGACUAACCAAAGCAACUGAGCAGUAAAAAGGGGAAGAGAGAGUGAGCUGGGCCUGAAUAUUUUGGUUGGGGGCAAGAAGCAGCAGCCUGUUUGACCUGUCAAUAUUUAGUGGCCAAGAAGUAUUUCCUUUUUUAAAAAAACUUCUUUUUAUUAAAGAUUUUCUUGGGUUACAAAAGUAUAUACAGCGUUUCUGCUUUCAGUUCAUAAAGUUCUUUCUAACAGGUCAUUUCUAUUCAAUGUGAGACGCUAAUGUAAUAGUAUAAAGUUGGAGGAGAAGAGAGGUGGAGGAAAGUUGUUCCCUAUGGGUCAGACAGCAAGCAAAAAAAGAGGAACAGGGUGCCAAGCCAACAACUUCACCACUUGUGAAGCUGAGGCCCACAAUGAGAACCAAUAUGUCAAUUGGCCCAGGGUGUCUGCGGCAGAAUGCACAUCUUCCACAGCAGUCUUAUCAUUCUAGUUGUCUGAACCUAUUCAAGUUUACUUCAUAGUAAAUUAAGUGGGACUUAAUUCCAAGUACAAAGUUUUGCAACUUGGGGAGGCAUGUAUUUUGAGCUCUUUGUUGCUUUUUAAAAACUCUUCCUGAAACAAAGGGCUGAAGCAGCCCUCUUUCCUGAGCCACGGAUUAAGAGCUGCAUAUGAGAAAUGUGUUUCUAAUUGCUUGUACCUUUUUAUUAUUUGAACCUGUAAUUAUUCAUUGUGGAUGUUCCUUCUGGUCUUAAUUUCCCUGGUUACUUAAUUGCAAGUGUUUCUUGGUACAGACCAGUGAUGUGGAAACUUGUUCAGUACUACAAGCCACAUCAAAAAGCAAAGUAAGACUUUUUAGUUGUGCAUAAUUACCAUAACUUGGCUAUAAUUUGAAGGCAAAGCACAGCAAAGCAAAAGAUGGUGAUCUUAUUACAUUUAUGUUACAGUCUACUGCAUAUCCCAUAAAGUUAAUCCUUGAAUAUUUUUUGCUGCAGUUCAAAAGCUGUUUGCAAACACAAAUAUUAAUUGGGAAACCAUGGGAAGAGAGGGAAGUAGCUGGAUGAGAUGUCAGGACUGCAGAAUUUUUAUUCAGAAUGUACAUGCAAUCCAUAUGUUCUAGUGCUAUACAAUUUGCUUCAUCCAAAAGGAGUUUAUUUAAGCAUUAACUACACUAUAAAAAUGUGUUUUGCCUAGAUGCAAUACACGGAAUUAUUUGAGGAAAAAUAUAGGUUCCAGUCAGAUACAAACCAUGCAAAUAUUGAUUAUAUUAUAGGAGAAAGUUCACAACUGAAAAACAUUAAGCCCAGGGCUAUGUGUACUCCACUCUGGGGUAGGGAAAUUGAGAAAUUGCAUAUGCAAUCUAAAUUAUGUGCCAAAAAACUAAAUUAUACAACUUGAGCCAUUUUGCAUUUGCUAUUUUGCAUAAUUCUAGUUUGAGAGAGAGGUCAGUGAAUUUCUGCUUUCAACCACUGUAUAUCUUAUUCAGCAUUCCUCUGACUUUCAGCAUGUAUUGCUUUCAAAAAUAAUCAGAAUGAUAGUAUAUGCACAGCCCUGGUUGUGCCCACAUUUAAGAAAAAGUGUCCUUUGUAAGAACACAACACACACAUGCACACAGAAUCUUGCAGGGGGAAACCUGCACAGAACUGAUAUUGUGAGGAACCAUAGACAGCCUCAAUGACCAUAGACGCUAUCCAUCACCACCACCCCUGCCACCCCUCACACUCUUUUCCCCCCACCACACAAAAUAUUACUAAUUAGCCAAGAAAGCUACAUAUUAUAAACUUAAGUACAGAUCUUAUAGAAAUAGUGUCCUUUCUAAAUACAGUAGUGUCAUUUUUUAUUAUUAUCUCAUUCUGUUCUCUUGAAGGCACUAAAACAGAAGUAUUUUAGCAAUCGGCCAGCCCCAACACCUGGAAGCCAGUUGCCAAGACCCAAUUGCCCUGCAGAAGUCUUGAAAGAGCAACAAAACCCAGCUCCAAAUUUGAAAAGGAAAAGACUGGAUGGAAUAGAUCAAGGUAGCAACAUUUUUAAAUAGUCUCUUCCAAUGUUAAGUGUAGAAUUUAAACACUUAUCAUAUGUCCAGAUAUGAUUUCUCACUAUAUCCUUUCCUUUGCCUGCUAAAAACAUUUUUAGUCAUGCCUACCCAGAAAAGCUGGUGUGAAUUUUAAUAUUUUUAAAGUAUUUUAAUUUCUUGUAUGUUGUAAAGUAUUGGUCCCCCCACCCGAUUUUAUGAUUCUAUCUUUUGUGUACUACUUUGAGGUUUUUUACAGUCAAGUGAUCUAUAAAAUUUAUAUUUAUUUAUUUCACAAUGUAACAUUUAAUUUGCUAGCCUGGGCCUAGAAACACUGGCCUAGAACAUCAGUGUGCAUACCCUAGCUGACUUAAGCCAUUCUAACCAAAGGGUUGCAAUGUUGUAGGGUUGCUCACACCAACUUUUGCACUUAAUAUUGCAAUAAUAUUUCGGGGGAUGGGAGUGUGACUAGCUUAUCAUUAUGAGAUCAGGAGCGUUUCUCAGUCUUGCAUUCUUUCACUUCAUUUUGAUACAGAUUUUCUUUAUUUUUUAUUUUUUCCCUUUGAAACUAACUAUGGUUUAAUGUUAGUACGCAUGUAACACUAACAACUGUUGGUUCCCCAAAGGGAGAGAAUGUGUUUAUGAUAUGCCAAGCAUGAUUUAGAAGAUCAGGUGUUUUUACAUCUGCUUGAGAUGCAACAAUUGUUCUGCCGUUGUAAGCAGGGAAGUCUAGGCUUGGCAAAUCCUUGUGCAGUGCACCUAACAUGGGCAGGUGUCUAAGUGGAGGACGUCAGCUAUGCUAUUUUCAAAUUAGACUUUUUGGUGAAUGAUGCUUCAAGAACCUGGCAAAAGCCCAGAGAUUCUUCCUUAUCUGUCCCAGUCCCAAAACCUAUAACCUUUGCUGGCAGAUGGUUACAGAACUGAGAAGAGCAGAGAAGUAUCAUGGACAGGAAGCAGACUGUAUUGGAGACACAGUAGGGCCACUGGAGACACAGCUAGCUUGAUUUUGUACUUGCUGAAGCAGUAUUCUUUCUCUACCCACCCACAGUUGAAAUGGAAAUGGACAGUAGAGUUUGUUCUCCAUAUGCUAGCCCACAUUUUGACACUAAUUAAAACUAUGUAAAAGUUUGAAAUAGGUUAGGCACAAGCAAUCUUACUAUUGCUGUAAGACAUAAGAAAAAGACAAACUGAUGUGCAUUAAACCUACCUCUCUCUUCCCAGGGUUACCCAAAAAAUUGGUGUUUUGACUACUGUGGAAACAGGGAUAUUGAAUAUUUCUGCUGCUAUGAAGUCUGAAAAGAUCAAAUAAUGUGAAAACUCAAAAGUCACAAUAUGGAUUAAAGCGUAAUUUGUAAAUGUAAACAUGUAAAAUGUGUGUAGUGUUAAACUCUAAAAACCAUGUAUUUUUAUUGCUUUGCUUUUUUAAAAAAUAAAAAAGUUAAAGACUC
Podarcis lilfordi (Lilford's wall lizard) is the source of this 13588-nucleotide messenger RNA. Lineage: Eukaryota; Metazoa; Chordata; Lepidosauria; Squamata; Lacertidae. The record is from the annotation of a GenBank genome assembly.